Messenger RNA from Sceloporus undulatus (fence lizard), 941 nucleotides. RefSeq names its product aquaporin-5-like. The record is from RefSeq and is a predicted model, not a curated record. Gene Ontology annotation, molecular function: water channel activity. Gene Ontology annotation, cellular component: plasma membrane; apical plasma membrane. NCBI's taxonomy places the organism in Eukaryota, Metazoa, Chordata, Lepidosauria, Squamata, Phrynosomatidae. The coding region runs from base 1 to 795 and encodes 264 amino acids. Gene Ontology annotation, biological process: transmembrane transport. The transcript is spliced from 4 exons.
AUGAAGAAUGAGGCCUAUUCUUUGGCCUUCUUCAGGGCUAUUACUGCAGAGUUCUUGGCUACCAUGCUUUUUGUCAUCUUUGGGGUAGGCUCAGCCUUGAACUGGCCCUCUGCCCUCCCGGGGAUCCUUCAGAUUUCACUAGUGUUUGGCUUGGCCAUAGCCAUGCUCGUCCAAUCGGUGGGCCACAUCAGUGGGGCACACAUCAACCCGGCAGUGACAUUGGCUCUUCUCGUCGCACAGAAGAUUUCCAUACUACGAGCCCUGGCCUACAUAAUAGCUCAAAUGGUAGGGGCAAUUGCUGGCGCAGGGGUGAUUUACCAGGUUACCCCACCGGAGAUCCGAGGAGGACUGGCUGUCAAUGGGCUGCAGAACAACACACCAGCGGGGGUGGCGGUGGCAGUGGAGCUGAUUCUGACCUUCUCACUGGUCCUCUGUGUCUUUGCCUCAACUGACAGCCGCCGAACUGAUAAAGUGGGCUCUCCAGCAUUAUCUAUUGGACUGUCAGUCACAACUGGCCACCUCCUAGGCAUUUAUUUCACUGGCUGCUCCAUGAAUCCUGCACGGUCUUUUGGCCCAGCUGUCAUCAUGAGAAACUUUCAGGAUCAUUGGGUGUUCUGGGCAGGACCUUUGGCUGGAGGCAUCUUAGCUUCUCUGAUCUACAAUAUCAUCCUUUCUCCUGAUACCAGAAGUCUUGCAGAGAGAAUUUGUGUUCUAAAAGGGACCUACAAUUCUGAAGAUGAUUGGAUAGAGAAGAAUGACCAGAAAUACUCAACAGAACUGGUGGACAAGUUAUAAUAUAGCAAAAAGUAGUGGAGUAGAUAAAGAUGGGGUGUUUCACCACAAUACCCUCCAAAAUAAUGACGGACUAAAGAAAAACCAUACUCCCAUCAUCCCCUAUGGACAAGCUUAUCAGUUUCUAGUCUCUAUCCCUCUCUUUAAUG